AUGGCGGCUGGUGGUGCCGUUGCCACGCCACGGCGAUUUGCGCUGUCAACGCUCUUGAAGGGGUUGAGAGGUAGCUCUUCGCGGACCUUAUGGGCCAUGAUUGCGGGCGCCCUCCUUGCCAUGAUCCUCAGGUACCUGCAGGACCUUUACCGAAAGUUCCACAGACAGGAAGCUGAGUCGCUGUGGCGCAGACACGUGGACCUCAGUGUGGUCCAGGCAAUCUUGCUCACGACGGAGCACUUGAAAUCCUUGGGCCGCGUGGAGAAGCGCACGCUAUUCGUGAAGCCCAUUACAGAAGUCUUUAAGAACGAGUUUGUCUUGGCUAAUGUUCUCAGCACAGCCGAAAAGGCUGUGGAAAAAAACGAACCAUUCCUGGUGACGCAGAUGUCUCAGGAAGACAAGUGGCAUGUGCUGACCACUUGCACGAAUCACUUGAGCUCCUGCUUCGCUCCAUAUCAUGUCUUCUUCAAUGAGGCCCGUCGUGUGGAGUCCUACUAUCAGUCGGCAUGGUAUGUUUUCACCUUGACUUGCGCUCAAACCGAAGCUUCUGGAAGAUGGUUUAUCACGCCUCUCAAGCCUGUGGGGAAAGAUGAUGUCGGAAUGCUUCGCAUCCGAAUCGUCAUGAUGAACGAGCAGGAACUGAGAGAGAUCGCCUCUGGCGCUAUCGAGCCUCCAAGCUUUGGCUUCUUCAACGGGCGCCACGAAAGCCGAUGGAAGACUUGCCAGCGCUUUGCGGAACUCUUUGAGCGACAGUUGACCAAAGUUAGCGGCCAAAGCGACGUGGGGGAUGCUGAGUGGGGUCCUAACCUUUGUGGUAGACUCUCGCAGUCACACAAGAAGAAGGCAGGCAGCAAUCCCUUGCUAAUGGCCAUGGGUGACACGGCCGCGCAGCAGAACCCUGCUGAAGAGAAUUGCAUCUUGCGAAUUCAUGUGCCGUUCCCGGCGGGCCGUUCUGCGAUGGAGAAGACGGACUCCCAGAGACGUCUAGAAGAGUGCCCAGCAUGGGAAAGCCGUCGCCUGGGCAUGUUGCCACUGUCUCACGAGGCGCUCAGGCGCUCCUGCCGAGCCCGUGCUCCUGGUUUCCACCAGUACGCUCUGCGUCGAGCCCCGUUUCUAGCACUCAGCUUCGGCAACGUCCAGACGCAAAAGAUCCGCAUGCCGCCUGUAAUGUUGAAGUUAGGACGAAGCGUGGCAGCUGCGUGGCUCCGGCAGCUGGCAGUCAUGUUUGCCUCUCCCCAUCUCUUGCCAGAGGCUUUGGCUUUGGCCCCGGGCGAUGUGAGGCCUUGGCCUUCGAAGUUCGGAGGAGGAGGCUCCUCGCCGAGCCGACCCGGGCGAGCCCCGAAGCCGCCGAAACGGCAGCCAAGCGGCUUCCGCCUCCCGGGGGGGGCCUGGGCCUGGGCGGCUUUCGUGCCCGCUGCACUUCUGGCAAGGCCAGGUGUGGGCCGGGGGGGCCCUGCCGAGUCCUGCCGCAGAUCGGCUGGAGGAGUGCUGCGAUGCCCACAUUGGCUAAAGCAGGCCAGAAGAGUCGCUCGCAGGGCGGAGGAGGACCAGUUCGUGCAGAACAUCAAGGCGCUGAUGCCCAACAAGGAGGUGGUCUUGGAGGGAGACAGAUCAGCCGAUCAAGAGGAGGAGCUGCAGCAGCUGGCCAGGGAGUACUUGGAGGAGCAAGGGAUCGACUUGGAUGAGAUGAAUGUGAAGGUAAUCGGCUUGCAAGACCGGGCCAUGACAGAUGAUCCCGAGAAGAAGUACCGAACCGACAAGACCUUGAUGAUGGAAGCCUACGAUCGUGGCGAGAUACAGCUCAUGGACAAGACCUGUACGGACCUGCUAGCCGUGAAGCCCCACGACGCGGAGGUCUGGCGGAUGCUGACCCUGGGCCGACUCCGCCUGAAGCUCUGGGAUGUGGCCCUGGAAGCGGCUCGGCGCUGGAUCGCCUUCGAGCCGCAGUCGCUGAACCCUCGUUGCGCGGAAGCUUUCGCACAAGCCGGGAGCCAGGAGCGGGAAGGCGUGAAGGAGGCACGCGUCCGCUUUGCGCAGCUCUACAAAGAGGUCACCAGCAUGGACUCCAAGGGCGAAGGCGUCCGUGAUGUUGCAGUCGAGCUGCAAGAGUGCGUCUGGCGCUGCGAUGAGCUGCUGGAGCAUCGCAAAGCAGAGGAGCAGAAGGAGAAGGAGAAGGAGAAGGAGGCCCCUGAGGAGCUCGGGCCCCAGGGGCCCUGCAACCUGAGCGCUCGCCCGGCCACGGUCCUCACUGGAGCGAGGCCGCCCCAUUAUUUUCUGCCGAACUUCGCGAAUUCCAUCGGUCCCAUCAAGGUCGUCCAAGCAGAGGAGGAGGAGUUGGGAGGUGGGGCGAUCCACCCCCGGAAGAUCAUCGUCACCAGGGACGUGGAGGCAGGCGAGCCCUUGUUUGUUCAGAAUGCCUUGGCCUUCUGUGCCGUGGAUCAGGCUGGGGACACGGUGAGGCUGAAGACAGCACUGGUCACCGCAGCCACACUGUCCCCGAGGCAAGCCAAGCUUCUCGACAUCCUCGUGGACCGCAGCGACUGGGAGGACUAUCACAGCGAUGCCGUCAUGGCGGCCCUCGACGAUCCGAAGGUCGUUCGGGAGUUUGGCCCCUGGAGCUCAGACGCGGAGGACAUGAUCGAUCACCUGCAGGUCUGCGAGCAGCUGGUCUUGGAGUCACAGAUCCUCACCGGCAAGAACUAUGCUGGCAUUUGGGUGCUUCCGGCUAUGGCACGACAUAGCUGUGCACCAUCAGCUGUCUACACGAUCUGGGGUGACGUGAUGGUUGCGCGAGCUUCGCGGAAUCUGAAAGCCGGAGAUGAGGUCACUUUCGGAUUUAUGGACCUUUGGCUUCCCCUGGACAUGCGCCAAGAGAAAUUCACCAACGCCGCUGGUGGCGACGGCUUCUGGUGCAGGUGCCCACGCUGCGAGGGGGAAGCCACCUGGCCCUCAAAGGUGGCCGUGGCGUCGGCGGACCUUCAGCUCAGGUUCGAGAAGCAAAGGAGCCGGGUCGAGGGAAUCCUGCGAUCGCUGGACCUGAAGCUAGAAGAGAAGCGACAGAACAUGCAGAAGCAGUACGACGCCAUCCGCGAUAGUGAGGAGCAGCGGAUCGAGUACGAAGCAGGACUUCUGGGCUUGGCGGAUCGCUUCGACAACUUGAAAGGGAUGCCAAAGGACGAGGAUAUCGAGGAGCUCCGCAAAUACUUCCCGGAGAACAAUGAGCCAGAGUUGGUCGAGGUGCGGGCCGACUUGGCCGAGGACCUCCUGGAUGCGAUCGUCACCUUCGAGAAGGAGGUGAACGAGAGCGGCUUGCCAGAGGAGCAGCGCCACUGGGUGCUUGCGAAUCACUUCGCGCAGUACAGCGAGCUCCUGGCCAUUUUGCGCUUGCGCCGGGAUGUGGAGGCCCAGCGCAGAGCGCUGGGAGGCAUCCUGGACGCUGUGGCAGCGACGCACCCGGGUAGCUUCGAGCACCUGCGGCUUUCCGUUCUGCUCUGGGAGGUCUCGGCCCAGUGCGAAGAUCCGACCCUGAUGCGUGAGGACCUUGUUCGGGACCUAAUCCCAGAGGAGCUGGACAGAGUUCGGGAGGCAAUCAAAAUCAGAUAUGGUCGCGAUCUCGAUGACACAGAGGUGAGUGCCACAAUGGCCAGGAUCGCCUCGACAAGCAUCAUCGACGAGAACUGGAUGUGGGACGUCACGUGGUGUGCGGGGCGGAAUUACGCCGCCGAGCCCGCGAGGGGUCCUUCCGGCAAGGUCCUACCGGUGCUCGGGUCUUCGAUCCUGGUGUGA
Messenger RNA from Symbiodinium sp. CCMP2592, 3786 nucleotides. The record is from the annotation of a GenBank genome assembly. Lineage: Eukaryota; Dinophyceae; Suessiales; Symbiodiniaceae.